This is a messenger RNA of Caenorhabditis sp. 36 PRJEB53466, 920 nucleotides long. The record is from the annotation of a GenBank genome assembly. Lineage: Eukaryota; Metazoa; Nematoda; Chromadorea; Rhabditida; Rhabditidae.
AUGGAUUCUUCUCAGGAUCACGUCAAAAAGACGUUGGCGAGCGCCUCAAAAAUGGAUUUCAACGAGCGCUUCAAAGCGCUCCACAAACUUCGGCAAAAAGCGCGCAAAGAGAAUCACGAGCAGGUUGGUUUUCAUGAAAAUCAAUGGUUUUUCGCAAACAUCGAUUUUUUCGCCAGGUUGUCGAAGAGGACCGUCGCAGUAAACUGCCGAAGAAUCACGAGGCGAAGAAGGAGAGGGACGGAUGGCAAGUGAAAGAGUUGCAGGACCGAAAAGAGGCCGAGGACAAGGGUCUGGACUUUGAGAGGUAAAAGAUUCACUUUCAUUUUCCUCGAUUUUUAGCUAGAAAAAUCACGUUUCCACCCAAUAUUUGCAAUUUUCAGAGUGCGCGCGCUGGAAUUGUCGGCCGACGUGACCGAAAAGCUGGAGCAGAAGCGGAAGCGAAAGAAGAACCCGGACCAGGGAUUCGCCUCGUACGAAGACAUGACUCUGCGCCAACACACACGCCUCACCGCCGCACUGGACCCCGAUUUGGAGUCGUAUAAGCGGAUGAGAGAGUGCGUGGGCGGAGAGGAGUUCUAUCCGACCGCCGACACGCUCAUCCAUGGUAAGCGGCGGAAAUUUCAGAGAACAUUGUGUUUCUAGCACGUUUUUUGAGCUAAAUCUUAAAUUUUGAAGCCAGCUGACGUUUCCUUUCAGGCAGUCACUAUCCGACGACGGCGGCGAUGGAUCGGCUCGUGAAGGACGUGCACGGACAGGUGAAGCGUCGCGAACAGUACCACAGACGCCGAUUGUACGAUCCGGACGCGCCGAUCGACUAUAUCAACGAGAAGAACAAAAAGUUCAACAAGAAGCUCGACAAGUACUACGGAAAGUACACGGAAGACAUCAAGGACGAUCUGGAGCGUGGAACCGCUAUUUGA